AUGAUUAUCUACCUUUUGGCAGCUACCGUCGGAGUGCUAUUUCUAACUUAUUACAUUUUAUGGCGAGUUCGACAAUAUCGUUUACGCGGCGAAUUGGGAUUGAGAGGGCCAGAGCCAAAUUUCUUCAUUGGCACAAUUUGGGUGUUUGUGAAGUUUUUCAAGGAGUUUGGACUGGAAUUCUCACCACGAUUAGCCACCGAACUACACGAGACAUGGGGAGAAACAUUUGGUUGGUAUAACGGUCCAUUUUUGGACAUUGUGAGUCGAGAUCCCGAAUUUGCGAAAGAAGUUUUCGUCUCACAAUUCGCUAAUUUUGUUGAUAGACAGACAAUUCCUCUAAAUGAUACUUUUCCAUUCUGGGAUGGAUUGUUGGCGAUCAGUGCCCAGGGACAUGGUGGUGUUGGAUGGAAAGAUGUACGUUCAGUUGUUUCACCUGUUUUCACCUCAGGAAAAUUGAAGAAGAUGCACUACAUCAUGCAAGAAAGAGUCGAUUCUCUCAUCGACGUUUUGAACAAGAAAAUGCACGACGGAAAAGCUGAUCUUGAGAUUUAUGACGAACUUCAAUCUUUUACAAUGGAUACAAUUGCUCGAUCAGCCCUCGGUGUGCCCUGUGAUUCGCUUCAUGAUAGAAAUGACAGUUUUUAUGUGGGCAGCCGGAAAUUCUUCCAGGAAUUCAGUCUUGAAUCUUCUCCAGUAUUUGUUCUUCUUGCAUAUAUUCUACCCACAAUUGCUCCACAUCUCCGAUUUCUCUCAAGCAUUGCUAAAGCCGAGAAACCAUUGCUUGAAAGAUUAAGAAAAGUGAUUCAAGAUCGUCGACGAAACUUUGAUUCCUCACGUGAAAUUGAUCUCAUUCAAUUACUCCUCGAACAGGAUUUGGAAAGACAAAAAGAUGAAAAAAAAGCUCCCUUAUCUGAUGACAUUAUUAUCACAAAUUGUUUUCACUUCUUGUUAGCAGGCUAUGAGACAACAAGCACAGCGUUGUCUUUUGCUUGUUGGUGUUUGGCAACAAAUGAAUCCAUUCAAGAGAGACUUUAUGCAGAAGUUAUCGAAACAUUUGGGGAAGAUGCGGAACUAGAUUAUGAAAAAGUGAUGAGAGCUCCAUAUUUGGAUUGUGUCUUCCGAGAAGUGCUCAGGAGAUAUCCACCAGUUGUUUUAUUCACAAGUCGGCGUUGUAUAAAAGAAACUACGGUGUUGGGACAGCGAGUCCCAGAAGGAGUCACUGUCACCGUGCCUGUGCACGCGAUUCAUUGGAAUGAGAAAUAUUGGGAUAACCCAAUGGAGUUCAUCCCUGAAAGAUUUGAAGAUCCAGAAGCGAGAAAGAAAACCUCAUGGCUUCCAUUUGGAAUUGGACCACGAAAUUGUGUAGGAAUGAGAUUUGCCGAGAUGGAGUUCAAAACAGCGCUUUGUGCUCUCGUGAGAAAGUUCAAAAUGACACCACAACACAAAGAUAUUGAGCUAAAAACCCGUCUGCAAAUGAUUUUGAUGCGACCGAUGGAAGGAGUGAAUAUCACUUUGGAAAAACGA
Molecule: messenger RNA, 1524 nt
Organism: Mesorhabditis belari
Lineage: Eukaryota; Metazoa; Nematoda; Chromadorea; Rhabditida; Rhabditidae
Source: the annotation of a GenBank genome assembly